AUGGAAUACGCUUGGGGCAUUGCAGCCAGCAAGACGCCGUUUCCGGCCGAGUUUGCAUCGGCGGCGAGGUCAAAGCCCAAGGCUAUUUCCACGUCGCAGCCGCAGCCGCCGCCAGAGACGAUCACGACCACGCCCACGACCACCUCAACCUCACCCGCAAACCCCUCGACAAAGGCCCAGCCAGCCAGCCCGCCGCUGCCGUCGCCCAGCUCCACCAGGACGAGCCGUCUGCGGAUUCCUGGACACUCCAGGCCGCCCCUCACCCACGCCAACCAGGCCGAGCCGCGCAGCCGCAGCCCCAGGUCCAGGUCCAAUUCCAGUUCCAGUUCCAGGUUCAGGUCCAGGUCCAGGGAUCAGGGCUGCGCCGCGGCAUUGAUGAGUCCGGACAGCUCGCGGUCGCCAGGCCUCCUCCCACACGAGCUGCUCUUGCGUGUCUCGUCACAGCCUGCCCCGUCCGCCCCGUCUGCACUGACACACGACGACCGACGACGCCCCGCCAGUGCAACCAUUGCCAGCCACCUCCACCGGAGUCGCAGCCGAAGUGGUCGCAGCAACAGCAGCAGUGCUACUACUGUUACCACCACCACCAACACCGCCAGCGGCAGGCCAGAUCGAGACGCCGCCCAGCCCAGGGCCCAGCAGAGACCCGCUUCUACUUCGGCGGCUGUUGGCAGUCGCAGUGGGACGGCCACCUCCAGGGCCUCGUCUCUGACUGCUCCUGCUACUGCUACUGCUCCAGCUGCUGCCGCUACUGCUACUUUCCAGGACAAGCAGCUGCCCGCCCUGCCGACCGAGGCCGCCCCCUCGUCCUCAGCAUCAUCCCCCCGGCGAGCGCCAGAGAAGGCCAGUGAUGCGAUUGACGGAUAUGAUGACAGCGUCUCCACGUCCUACCCGGGGCCUCUAAUGAGCCGUGCUUCCUCCACCCUGUCAUACGCAGACGGAGCAUCCUACCGGGACUGGCAGGGGGACCACAACUCUGCCGUCUCGGCUACGGCUCCUCUUCUGUCAGCAGCGGCAACGUCAGGCCCUUCAUCGCAGCAUCGCAGACCCCCCUCCUUGAAGCCCAGCUCCACCGCGGUGUGCGACGCUUCCAAGAAAUCCAGGAGCCCCCUUUCCUUCUCCCGGAGCCGCGCACAACACCAGCUCUCCCCUCAACACCACCACCACAACCACCACCAAACCGCCACCCCCGAAAGCGGUGCCAGCCACAGACUGGUGCACAACCACGAGCUGAGCCGCAACCCGCCGAGCACCCACUGGGCCAAUGCGGCAUCUUCCUCGGCCCCGACCUCGACCCCCUCCGCGAAUGACCCCCCUGCCCGCAAGCGUGACCGGAGACAGUCUAAUCAUGCCACCAUGGUCGGCACUGAGAGCAUCAUCUCCUCUCGCACCGAAAGCGUGGCCGAGUCCGUCGGCGGCCGCACAAUAAUGUCCAGCGAGCCGCCCUACAGGGAGGGAGACGGCUCGUCCACCGGGUCGCUCCCCCGGCCGAGCAGACCCUUCGUCACCAAGAGCAAUGGCCGCACCUACCUCGCCGACCCGACCCUGGCCUACCCCCUGCCCGUCGACCUCCACGAGCUGCACCGCCAGUCCCUCCGGACCCUCCUCCUCUUCCAGCUCUUCGGCGGCCCGCUGUGCUCGCCCUUCUUCAACAACAAGCCGCCCACGCGCGUCCUCGACGUGGGCUGCGCCUACGGCUUCUGGAGCAUGAUGUGCCACUCCUACUACUCGCGCAAGGGCUUCCCCAACGUCCACUUCACCGGCCUCGACAUCGCCGCCCUGGGCGGCAUCGCCGGCAUGCCGCAAGUGACGGGUCCCCCCGGGGGCCCAAAAGAUCGCGUGUCCUCGACCUCGACCUCGUCGUCCGCCUCCGCCAGCCACUGGGCCGAGCAGCCACCCGACAAGAACAUGAGGUGGAAUUUUGUGCAGCAUGAUCUGCGGAUACUGCCGCUCCCCUUUGGUGAGGAGGAGUUCGACGUCAUCGUGUUCAAGGACAUGUCCAUGUCCGUGCACACGGAUCACUUGCCGCUCAUCAUCGAUGAUUUCAUGCGCAUCCUGAAGCCCGGCGGCGCCCUCGAGGUCUGGGAGUGCGACCAUCCCAUUCGCAUGCUCCGCCCCCACGUGCCCGACACGCCCGCCACGGGGCCCGGCGCCGCACCGCCCCCGACGCCCAGCACAGAAGACAGCGCGGCCUCGGCGCCUUCAACCGACGGGAAAGCUGCGGACAAAGCCGCUGCCGAAGACGCCAGCACCCCGACGACCCCCGCAACACCAGCCACCACCCACCACGGGAGCAGCAAGAAGGUCGACUACGAGAAGGAGGUUGCGGAGCUGGGCGCGUACGUGAUCAACAACAACACGCCGCUGUCGGGUCCGCAGAACAACUACCUGAUCGAGUACAACGGGUGGGUGAGCAAGUACAUGGACGCGCACAGGCUACUUACUUUCCCGUGCGCCCAAGUCAGCGCCCUCAUGAUCCAGGAGCAGCUUCUGACCAACCGCGGCUCGAAGCGCUUAGCCAUCCCGCUGUCCGAGGUCCGCUGGGAGCGCGAGGGCGUGGGCGGCGUCGUCACGAAGGACGGCAAGAGCUACAUCGACACGAGCAAGGCCAUCGGCAAGGCCGCCGCCGCCGCCGCCGCCAUAAUGGGCGGAGGCAGCGGGAGCGGCAGCGGCGGUGGCAAGCGCGGGUCCAGCGCGGCCGGCGGCGACGGGGACGACGGCGGCGGCGGCAGCAAGAAGGGCAAGGCGCUCAGCCCGGGCCAGCUCGCGCUGCGGCAGACGGCGCUGCAGACGGUGGUGCAGCUCAUCGAGGGCCUGGAGCCGGCGCUGCGCGAGAUGAGCGGCAAGAAGCCCGACGAGUGGGACACGUGGAUGGGCAAGCUCAUGAAGGAGCUCCUGGAGCGCGACGGCACCAGCUGCGGCGAGUGCCUCGAGGUCGGCGCCUGGUGGGCGCGCAAGAGGCAGGACCCUCCUCCUUGA
This is a messenger RNA of Diaporthe citri, 2979 nucleotides long. RefSeq lists its product as uncharacterized. Bases 1 to 2979 code for a protein of 992 amino acids. The transcript has a single exon. The record is from RefSeq and is a predicted model, not a curated record. NCBI's taxonomy places the organism in Eukaryota, Fungi, Ascomycota, Sordariomycetes, Diaporthales, Diaporthaceae.